AGUGCCCUGCCCCAGCCUGCAGGAAGUCCUCUUCAGCUCAAAGACAACUCUGAGGCAAAGGAUAAACUGCUACACAGUGCAUAAUAAUAACAUACAUAAAACAACAUGACCAAUAACAUUGAAUUCUCAAAACUGUCUGUAUAUGUUUAUCUUUCAGUUACCUCAAGAGGAUAGUUCAGACAGACCAGGAGUAAUUGGAUGGAUAUCUCAGGGAAUUGUGAAGGUCGUGCCCCAGCCAGAAGCCAAAUACACCCAAAAUAUUGACGAACCUGAUGAAACAACAGAGAUUUCAGAGGUCGAUGAAGCGGAGUGUAAGGCAGAGACAUGUAUUCACAAUAUUGAUGAACUUCCAGACGCAGAGCCGCUACCCCAUAUUCCAGUGGUGGAGAUGGUAUCAGAGGAUGAAGCAUCUGCAGAAGAGCCUUCUGCUCAGUUCCAACCAAAAGUGGUGGAGUGGAUAAAGACUGGUUUCCAGAAUGCUCUGCCUCACCAUGUUCCUCGACCACCUGAUUAUCCAGACAACAGCUCACAGAGAUCAUCCCGCUCCUCAAAUAAAGUAUUGUCACCUCCUCCUGAAUCAGUAACCAGUCUGACAGAGGUUGAUACAAAUGUCAGUGUAAUGGGAUGGAUUGUCCAUGGCCUAGGCCUGGCCCUACCACAGCCUGUAUUAAGAAGCAAAGAGGAUCAUGGGAAAGUUCCAGAAGUUAUACAAAAUGGGGGGAGGCCACUGAGAGCCCCUUAAACAAAAGGAGGAGGAGAAGGCUGAGGAAGAGUCUGGCACUGUUUCACAGUUCAGAGAGACACCUAACCAGACAGACAGAUUUACAUACCACACACUCUGGCUUUAUGUUUAACCAUCAUAUCUGAAUUUCCAGUCAAAGUUUGGGUCCACCUGAAUAUAUAUUUUAAAUGACAUAUUUAUUUAUCUGCAAUGCGCUUCUGUUGAAAACAUGCAGUAAUAGGUCCAGUUAUUGUGUACAUUUAAUCAAGUUGAAAUAAAGUCAUUCUGGUAAUUAUUUUGAGGAAUGAAAACUCUCACUCAAGUCUGAUUAGCCCUUACUGAGUUAGCUACUUUUAUUAGUGCUACAUCACAGCUACCAACAGAGAAAUUAAGAUAAAAUAUAGAAGUAAAUUUUAGCUAUGCACACAUCUAGUACUUAGCUGUUAUUGAGUUAGCAUUUAGUUUGGGGAAAAAACAUAUGUUCAGGGUAUGGUCUUCAUGGCAAAAUGCUGAGAAAUAUAUGACUGACAUUAUUGCUAAUAAAAGAGAACAACUGUUUUUAUAACACAUGACCUGCUGUCUCCAGGUUUUUAUAUAAACACAGAGCAUUUAUGGCAUUUGGCAGAUGCUCUUAUUAAAUCGUAUAUAUCUUGUGUAUGUUAAAGGAUGAGAGGGCGGACCUAAGGGCAAGUAACCUUUAUUAAAAACAAACUCAUACUCUAAACAAAACAGAAAAUGAGCACUAAACAAGAGAAACAAAGUAACUAGACAUGAACAAUCUGACAAAAAACAUUAAACAAACAUAAAUUAACCGGGAACAGAGAACAAACUAAAAAAAGCCAUGAACUGCCAUGAAACGCACAAGACCAAAAAAGGAAGACUAAAACAAAAGGGCUAUAUAAACAGAAACACAGUCAAGUAACACCUGGGGAAAAUAAUGAGGGUGCUGGGUUACAAACAAGACAUAGGUGGGAACACUAACGAUAAGGCAGGGCUAGGGUGGAGACAAGACAGAAACAAAACAGUCAUGUGCCACAGAUAACAUAGAUGUCGCUAUGUUAAAAUCUAAUGUCUAAUUUCAGCCAGUCAGGUGUGCUAUUGGUAGAAUGGGUUAAAUAGGAAUAUAUGAAGGCAGAUAUUUCAUCGUUUUUCAUUUCUUCACUAUUUUAUCUUAAAAAAUCUGGAAACCCCCAUCUAUUAGGAUGCGUACCCCAUUUUUUGACUGGUACUGGAAAACACAUUUCAAGGAAUAGAAGGAUGCUUUACAAAAGUACAUAUGUACAAAUAUUUCUGGCCUACUUAAUUAAACCAGAAGCUCUCAGUUUUACAUUUAUACACUGAGACACACUUCACUGAUUAAUUUAAUCCAGUACGUUCUUGUACAUUAAAAAAAUAUAUAUUAGAACCUACGCUGAAUACAAAUGCUGUUUCAGUGAAGGUGCAGCUCAACUGAACAAUCUGGCAGCUAGGAGUUCACAUUGUAAGGCUUAAUCUUAAAUAUUUUUAUUUAUAUGUAUAUAAUAUAUAUGUUUAUGAUAUGAUAUUUUACAGUAGUUGUGUUUGCAUAUGUAUAUACUGUACAUACACAUUUUUACAAUUGUGUGUAAUUCAAUUAAAAGUAUAAAUUAUUGUAUGUAUAUGCAAUUCAUGCAUGAUAAAUGAGCUGUUGUUUAUGUAGUUGUAUGUACAAUGUAUGUUCUCUGACCAUAAAAAAUUAAAUGCAGGUUCAAUUAAUGUAUUUAAUACAGAAACAUUUGCUCAUAUAAGAAUAAAAAAGGAUGUUCACAAGCAGAACUAGUCAAGGCUGUCAAGCAAUGCUGUCAAGCAGUGAUGAAUGUAUCUGUUGUACUGAUACGGGUUAUACUUUCAAAUAAAGGGAAAUAUUUUGGCUGAA
This is a messenger RNA of Astyanax mexicanus (Mexican tetra), 2615 nucleotides long. RefSeq names its product cyclic nucleotide-gated cation channel beta-1-like. The record is from RefSeq and is a predicted model, not a curated record. Lineage: Eukaryota; Metazoa; Chordata; Actinopteri; Characiformes; Acestrorhamphidae. The transcript has 10 exons. The coding region runs from base 143 to 742 and encodes 199 amino acids.